Lasiosphaeria miniovina is the source of this 649-nucleotide messenger RNA. RefSeq lists its product as uncharacterized. Bases 7 to 243 code for a protein of 78 amino acids. The transcript has a single exon. NCBI's taxonomy places the organism in Eukaryota, Fungi, Ascomycota, Sordariomycetes, Sordariales, Lasiosphaeriaceae. The record is from RefSeq and is a predicted model, not a curated record.
GCGCCGAUGAACUCACUCCCGCCAUCCCUCCUCACUGCCUCGCCUGCCUGGCCUUUUGUCCAAGAUUUUUUACUCAUGUUGGUUUUAGUUAUUUUAGUCCUUUUUAGAGGCGGUUCCGAAUCAAGGAACCGUAGCGAAACGAGAACCGCAACUUCUUCCAGGGGCCGCUGGGCUCUUGGUGAGUCUCACAUGAAGGCAUGUUACGGCCGCCGCCCGUUGCUUCCUGUCAAACUACCUGGGUAGAGCUCCCUGUUCGACUUUCUCGCUGAGUCCCGCACUAGGUAACAAAAGUACCGUAUGUACGCAGUACAUUAAUUACCUAGAUGGGGGAACGUUGUUGCUGUUGUUGUUGUUGUUGUUGUUGUUGUUGUCUGCGUUUGAUUAUCCUCCACCGCACUCAAUAGGCAAAUCAGGCACCUUAAUAGCAGUCGGGCCUUCCCCAGGCACACACGCACGCGCAGCGCAGACCGACAAGAGAGCCGCUGGCUGUCAGGUAAGCGACCAAUAUUUCGGGUUUGACCGCCUCUUUCCGCCCACUAGGUUGGCUCUCGUUUGUGGUGUGUGUGUAUAUGUGUGUGUGUGUGUGUGUGUGUGUGUGUGUGUGUGUGUGUGUGUGCGCUUGCGUGCGUGCGUGUGUCAGUGAUCAUUA